This is a messenger RNA of Anolis carolinensis (green anole), 3632 nucleotides long. It is a transcript of the gene slc25a45, whose product is annotated as solute carrier family 25 member 45. Gene Ontology annotation, biological process: transmembrane transport. The transcript is spliced from 7 exons. The record is from RefSeq and is a predicted model, not a curated record. Gene Ontology annotation, molecular function: transmembrane transporter activity. Gene Ontology annotation, cellular component: mitochondrion. Lineage: Eukaryota; Metazoa; Chordata; Lepidosauria; Squamata; Anolidae. Bases 1170 to 1913 code for a protein of 247 amino acids.
AUUAUUAUUAUUAUUAUUUUAUGACACAGCAAACAAGAUAGACAUGCUGGAUUUCGUAUCACAAAAUCACAAGUCGAACACUUCCCAAGUGUCUAGGACUGUGUGAUGUAUUUUUUAUUAUUAUUAUUAUUAUUAUUAUUAUUAUUAUUAUUAUUUUAUGACACAGCAAACAAGAUAGAUAUGCUGGAUUUCGUUUCACAAAAUCACAAGUCGAACACUUCCCAAGUGUCUAGGAUUGUGUGAUGUAUUUUCGGAUGAUGUGCGCAGAUCCCAGUAGGGUGGCCUUUUGCAGUUGGCAGAUCAUAAUUUUGUCAAUGUCUAUUGUUUCCAAAUGCCGGCUGAGAUCUUUUGGCACGGCACCCAAUGUGCCGAUCACCACCGGGACCACCUGCACUUCUGCCAGAGUCUUUGAAGUUCAGUCUUGAGGUCCUGAUAGUGACUGAGUUUUUCCUGUUGUUUUUCGUCAACGCGACUGUCACCUGGGAUGGCAACAUCCAUGAUCCAAACCUUUUUCUUUUCCACAACUGUGAUGUCUGGUGUGUUGUGUUCCAGAACUUUGUCAGUCUGGAUUCGGAAGUCCCACAGUAUCUUUGCGUGCUCAUUUUCCAAUACUUUUGCAGGUUUGUGAUCCCACCAGUUCUUUGCUGCUGGCAGGUGGUACUUGAGGCAUAAGUUCCAAUGAAUCAUUUGGGCCACAUGGUUGCCCAUAGUUGUUCCUCUGUUUGUAGUCUGUGCGAUUUUCUUACAGCAGCUGAGAAUAUGAUCAAUGGAAAUUAUUAUUAUUAUUAUUAUUAUUAUUAUUAUUAUUAUUAUUAUUAUUAUUAUUAUUAUUCCUUCGAGGGAAAUGUUGGCAGCAAUGAUACAAUCCUAUACCACCACAGGACCUUUCAUAGUAAGCUUGCACCUAAACAAGUAGUUAUUAGCCAUUGACACUACAAAAGAUAUGUUCAGUAUGGCUCAUGUCCACAUUCUUUGGAACCCUUAAAAGGAGAUUUUCAGAAUGGGUUCCCAGCCCCACCUUUCUGGUGCCUUAGCAGAUCGCAUCUUUCCAACUGGCCAGAAAGUUAAUAAAUAAAAAAGGGCAGAAGAAUGUGAGAAGGAUUAAAGAUUAAGGCAGCCCAGUUGGGACAGUGACUUUGACCUGCUCUUUUCCUAAAGAGCCAACCACAAUGUCUGGUGUUGAAUUUGCUGCCGGCUGGGUUUCGGGAGCAGCGGGGUUGAUUCUGGGGCACCCCAUCGACACAGUAAAGGUGCGUUUGCAAACACAGGUUGGCUACCGGAACAUCCUGGACUGUGUGGUGAAGACCUACCGCCAUGAAACGUUCCGGGGCUUCUUCAAAGGGAUGAGCUUUCCGUUGCUCACCGUGGCCGCAGGAAACUCUGUCAUGUUCGGGGUUUACAGCAAUGCCCUGCUUUACCUCUCUGGUACCCCGCUCCUAGAUCGCCACUCCAGCCCCCCCAGUUAUCUCCAUAUCUUUAUGGCUGGCGGAAUGUCCGGCAUUGCACAGGCUUUGUUCUUGGCCCCGGUGGAUCUUGUCAAAGUCCGGCUCCAGAACCAGACCCACAUCCACAACCCCAAAGCAGUCCAGCCGCGUUACCGGGGUCCGAUUCACUGUGCUGUCUGUAUCCUCCGUGAAGAAGGCCUCCGAGGCUUAUUCCGCGGUGGAAUGGCACUCGUGCUGCGCGACACCCCUACCCUGGCAGUCUACUUUGCCACCUAUACUGCACUGUGCCGGGGGUUGACCACUGAAGGCCAGGAACCAGCUACAGCCCUGUAUCCCAUUGCCCUAGACCAUCCUGGAUCCAACCCUGUCCGAGCCUGGAUUUGGAGUCGGGAAGAAGCCCUUUUCAUGGUCCAGCUAUGGAACAGACGACACUGGUUGCCUUGGUGGAUGAUCUCCAAAGAGAGCUAGACGAGGAGUGUCUCUCUGUUGGUUCUCCUUGACCUCUCAGUGGCUUUUGAUACCAUCGACCAUGGUCAUCCUUCUGGGUCAUCUCUUCAGGAUGGGGAUUGGGAGCAUUGUUCUGCAGUGGCUUCCUGGUGGAUCUGGGGGACUCCUGUUUGACUCCCUGGCCGGUGGGCCGUGCGAUCCCUUGGUUCAAUUCUGUCCCCCGUGCUAUUUAACAUUUACAUGAAACUGCUGGGAGAGAUCUCCGGAGUUUUGGAGUUUGUUGUCAAAGGUAUGCGGAAAACAUCCAACUCUAUUACUCCUUUCCACCCAAAGCCAAAGAUGCCGUCCUGAUCCUAAAGCUGUCAUCAAUAAUGGACUGGAUCAGGGCAAACAAGUUGAAAUUAAAUCCAGACAAGACAGAGGUACUCCUGGUCCAUCGAAAGAUGGAUCAGGGCGUGGAAUUACCACCUGUGUCGGAUCGGGUCGCACUCCCCAUGACAAGAUGGAGUUACUCCUGGUUGCAAGGCCAAAUAGUGUAUAGGGUUACAGCCUGUGUUGGAUGUAGAAGACGCAGGUUCGCAGCUUGGGAAUUAUCCUGGAUUAAUAGCUGAUCCUGGAACUCCAGGUGUUGGUGAUAGCCAGAAGCACCUUCGCACAGUUAAAACUUGUGUGCUAGCUGAGCCCGUACCUUGAGAUGCCAGACUUGGCCAUGGUAGUCCAUGCCUUAGUCACAUCCCGUCUGGACUACUGCAACACUCCCUACGUGGGGCUGCCUUUGAAGACAGUUUGGAAGCUUCUAUUAGUACAAAGAUUGGUGGCCAGGUUACUAACAGGAGCGCUGCACAGGGAAGGAACCACUCUCAUGCUCCCCUGGCUGCCAAUUUGUUUCUGGGCUUAAUACAAAGUGCAUCUCCUCUUAUAUACCAACUCAGCGGAGGAGGCCCUACUCUCGAUCCCACCCCCAUCUCAAGAUGGUGGGAAUGAGAGAGAGGACCUUCUCCAUGAUUACAUAUUUAUUAAUAUUAAUAUGUAAUUAAUUACAUAUAAUUAUUAUAUUGAUACAUUAUAAUAUAUUAUAUAUUUUAUAUUAUAUAUAAUUAUUAUAUUGAUAUAAUAUACUAGCUGUGCCCGGCCACGCGUUGCUGUGGCAAAGUGUUGGUGGUAUUGGUUAAAAAUUGUGUAAUUUUUAUUUGACGUUAUUUGUAUUUUUUUUAUAAAUUUUGUUGUAAGUUAUCUUUUUAUUAUAUUUUAUUAUUUUCUUGUAUUAUUUUUAGUUAUUUUCUGUUAUAGUAUUUUAUUGUAUUAAUUUUUUAGUGUUUUUAAUUAUUUUUAGUGUUUCUUUUUUUUUAUUGGGUUGCUAGGAGACCAAGUUGGAGGAGCUUAGCCUUCUGACUGGCAGCAAUUGGAUAAAAGCAAUUAUUCCUCUCUCUCUAAUUAGGACUUUAUUUUUCUUUUCUUUUUGUUGUAUCAACCUAGAGGCGUGGAUGAUGGGUUGUGUUGUCAAAUUUAGAGGUUGGGGGGCCUGUCGUUUUGUUGUUUUGUGGGUCGCCGUGAUGCCAUCACUCUUAUAUAUAUAUUAUGGGGCAUCUGCAUCUACACAGUGAUCAUAUAUACAUAUAUAUACAUUAUAACAUUAUAUAUUAUAUUAUCUAUGAUACUAUAUAUACUAUACUGGUAUUAGGAUACAUAUUUCUAACAAGCUUUGGAUUGGAAUAUUUUAAUAAAUCAAAUGCAGAAAUA